CUAUUUAUAAAAGCCCAGACCGCAGCAGAUCUGAAGCGAAGCUGCAGCCUKGCCGACUCUGUCUGGAUCCGCAGGUCUGCAGCGAGAGCAGCCCGGAGAACACAUCCAGAUGCCUCCCCGCUUCCUGCCCUCCUGUUCUCCCCAGCAGACGCACAGCCGCGGCUCCCUGCCUCCGCGCUAGCAGAGGCUGCAUGCAUGGCAGCAUCCCUGCAGCAGAGAGGAGGGGAGAGGCCAGUCCGACCUGAGUGACAGCCAACCUGGAGUGAGGUCAGAUGUGUUUCUGUGUUGGCUGUAUGGAUGGACAGGCAGCUUGUCCAAGCUAGCCUGCAGCUAACUGCAGUGACCAUGCUGACGUCCUGCGUGUCCACUGCUGACAGGCUGUGAAACCGGUUUCAGCCACAUUAUGACUAAAUUAGCAGCUUCUGGGGCGGGGGAACCCCCCCCAUCCUACAUUAUUUUUCUGGUGGUCUUCCUCUUCUUCCUGACGGGUCUGCUGGGCUUCCUUAUCUGUCAUCUGCUGAAGAAGAGGGGCUACCACUGCAGAACCGGAGACCUGGAGGAUGAAGAGGAAAAGCUUGGGGAAGAUGAAGAUGAUGAGAACGACGAGAACCAGGACACCGUGGAGCAGAUUCUUAAAUGCAUUAUGGAAAAUGAAGCCAACAUGGAAGCCUUCAAUGAGAUGCUGGGAAACCAUAACGUCUGCGUGCGCCAUGAUCCACGGUUGCGUAAGGAGUCUAUCGGUGGCAUUCCUCCCCAUCUCCAUACAGUCCACUCAGGGACCGACCUCAACUCCUGCCUGCUCUGCGCCCAGGUCAAAGCGAAGAGGGGCCGCAGACAAAGCAGGACACUCCGCUUCAAACAACGACCUGGAGAGCAGACCGUCUUCUCUGUUGGAAGAUUUCGGGUGACACACUCUGAUAAGAAGCUCCAGGGAAGUCCUAACCUAUUGGCUGUUUCAGGGGACCAGCUGGACCAGUCCCAAGAUAGUGAGGAGAGAAAGGAGGAUGGGUACAAUCUGAAGAAUAUGUUUAAGGAAGUCCAACUGCCUUCAGAUGGUGCCAAUGGUGUUGCUGCAAAUGUGGGGAAAAGGAAGAAGAGUGUGACCAUAUUUGGGCUGAGGAGGGGCAGUGAUCCUUUAGGUUUGAGAGUAAAAGAGAUGGUAGGAAGAGACACUGGGGGGAUUAGAUUUCAGCAGCCACCUGUUGUGAUGGAGGAACCUGUCCAGGCAGAGAGUGUAGAGGCUAAUCCAGAGCGUGGCACUAAAGCUGCUGCCAAGCUGAAUACUGAGCCUGCAUCAGCUCAACGUGAAGGUAUAGCUUCUAUUCUCAAAAAAUUCUCCAACUCUAACUCUGGUUCCCAGGAAAGUUCCAGGCUUGGCCUACAAGGAAAGAUGGCCGCAGGAACCUCUGCCCCUUCUUCCCUGCCUGUUUCACCUGGGAAAUCUGUAGAUGUCGACAGUAAGAUAGUAAAGAUUGAAGAUCCUGGACCAUUACARACCUCAACCCCCAUUGACACCAUACCUGCACCAAUUCCAGGUUUCACCUCUGCUAUGCCCACUGGUCAGUCCCAUUUGAACAAAGACUUUACGACUGCCAGAGUUUCCUCUGACCCAUGUUCCAGUCCAGAUCCAGAACCAGGUGCCAGCAGAGGCCUUGCUUUGAUAAGCUUGGGUUCAUCUCCUGCAUCUUCCUUCCAAAACAAGACUUUUUCAUCUGUCUUGUCAUUAAAAACGCCUACCUCAUCCCUGGCAGAGUCACCAAGCCCCAAAAGCAGAUUGGAGAGCAGCUUAACAGAGGCUACCAAGAGCAAACCAUUAUCACCACUCGCCCUAUGUCCUUCUCCAACUGUAGCCUCACCCCAUUCAACCUUAAAGUCAGAAUGUUUGACUUCUCUAAGAUCUACGACCCAUGGAGAUUUACAUCCAAGUUCACAUUCCACGAAGGAACACAAGCUUGAAGGACAGACUGAAGAAAAGAUAGAAAAAAAGAGACCUGGAAUCCUAAAGACACCCAAACUGUCUCCAGUUGCAGCAGGAGAUCCAGCGUCUUUGUCUGAGCAGGUUUUAAAAGACAGACUGGGCAGUUUACCUUUGACGCCCCCCAGCCCGUUGUCCCCAUCCUCACUUCAAGGAGGGAGAGUAAGUAGUGUUACAAUUGUUAAAGCCAGUCCUGACAGCAAGAGGGAGUUCUCUGUCGUCACUAUGGUGGACAAAGAAGAGGCAUCCUCAUCGGACCAGAGGUUGAAGAGUUCCCAAGAUGGAUUUAAAUCAGAGAGAGAGGAAACAAACCCCACUGUUAGAAAGCAAGAACAGAUUUUUAUUGGUGAAUCUGAGACUCAGAGAAAGGAAACCUCAGGAGUAGAAACCAGAUCAUAUCCAGGUCAAGACAAGGAUGACAUGAUGGAGAUGGAAGACAUUAGAGACUGCAAGGUGACACAAGUGGAAGGAGCUGAAGGGCCGAGAGGGGACACUGACAAGAUGUUGGAUAACCAAUCACUACAGAACCCAGAAGAAAAGUGCCAAGAUGAUGAAGAGUCGACUGCAUCCAGAAAUGACCCAAGCAGAGAGACAAGCGAUACCACAAACUGAACUACAUUCAAAGACAAGUGAUAAGAUUAAUGACAAAAUACUAUGAUGAGCAUUCUUUUAUUCAUUUAACUUCAGAUUAUUUUUUUGGAAAAGUGUUUUUCCCUUUCUUGCCAUAAGAGUGAAACUGACACCAGACCUUCAUAUUUAUAUUAAUGUAAAAGUUAUGGUUUGUUAAUAUCAGCUUUGUUCUAUCAGUUUACCACUAACCACCAUACCACCAAUGGGCUAAUGGUCUGGUGUUUGGAUAUGCAUGAACAAUGCCCCUGGCAUUCACCUCCUUACUAACAGUUUAAGAGUUUCACUUAAUGCCCUGAAAUGUGUCUGAACAUUGGAGUGACUGGAGUAACGUUUGUCCACACAUGUACUGUAUGUCAUAUUAUAACCUCUCCACAGAACUACACCGUUGUCUCCAGGUCUGUUCGGGAUUUUGCCUUAGUAUCAUGCGUAAUUCACACAUGUUCCAAAGAACCAUGAAGAGUGAUGUAGUUGGUCUUUCAAUACGAGUAAAAUUAUCCAGUUAGGGAAAAUGUUGGGAUCCUUUGCUUUAAUAUCCUGUUGGCAGCUAUUUUCUGUGCUGUCGAAUAUUUCCUGAUAACUUCUUCAGUACAAGUUUCACAAACUUUAGGUCAAGCCUCCAAAGAGUACAGCAUUUUUUAUUGAAACAGUUUCUGUGUUUCCAUUACAAAUGUGUGCAAAACUUUGUCGAUGUAAAUAGACCCCMCACAAUUUCGCAAUAGUGGUAUUUCCACUAGAUCAACGUAAUUAAAACCACAUCUGAAUAAUCCUGUUCAUGUGAUAAUGUUAUCAUCCUCCUACCACUUUCUGUGGAUUAGAAGACAAUGGACUUUUGCAGUGUUACCAUUGGACCGAGGGCUGUGAAAACAGACAACAAAAAAAAUUAUUCUCUAUUAUUCCACUGAGUUUUUUUAAUUGGUAUCCUUUAAAGAAAUUUUGUUAUUCCAAUUUGCACAAUUUUAUUUUCAAUGGAAACACAGCUACUGACAGCAGAGGUCUUAAGCGAAGUCCCAAGUAAAGACAUUCAGGUGCAAAGUCAAGAUCAAGAGUUAAGUUCAUGUUCUAAGUUCUUAGUUUUUCCAUUCUUACCAAGUCAUUUUACCAAAUAUGUCAUUCAGGUUCAGAGUAAUAACACUUGACUUAAACUACAACUACCUAAAAAAGGUAGAUUUAUUUGCCAAAGUGAGCAAAUUUAAACAAAUGAGUUAAAAAUGGAAAUGUAUUUACUUUAAGGCUGAUGUUACUCCAGAGUGUCAGCAUGCACAUGCAUGUUUAAUGUAUAAAUUAAAUAAAAACUAAAUGCAACAAAAGAUGUCUCCCAAAAUAUAGUUUUAGUUACUCAUCUAAUUUGUGAAGUAAUAAUUUGUGUAUUGUUUGCAUGUAUGAGGAUGAAAACUGAGAGGAAGGAAGAAACCCAACACUUACAUAAAGUCAAAGACCUUAACAGAAAUCCUGUUGAAUGAAUCAAACAAAGUGCAGUUAAUAUCUGUUUAUGUCUGUCUUUAGAUUGUCCAUUAUAUAUUGCACUAAAUACGGUUUGGAGAGUUUUCUUCUCUUUACUCUGAGCUGGAGACUAUAUAUGUAUGUGUGUAAUAGUGGAAAAUAAUUUUCUGUUUCCAUAUUUAAAAACUUUGUUCUCAGUUCUGAAUAAGAAAUGUAAAAAAUUUAAGGUACACAUAACAUCAUAAUGAACGAGACAAAGUGUGGGAAGUUCAUAAAUGAGUCUCGAACUUCUAAAUUAAAGAAACAGGAAGUGCUUUUAUUUUAUUGUUUCAGCUAGGUGUGUCUUAGUAGUGUUACGGCAAGUGAUUAUUAUUGUCAUUAUUAUGAAGCUACAGCUAACAUGAACAGAUUGCUAUGAGCCAUUAACAGACAUCAGCAGUUUUCCAAAGAUGUGAAUGUUUAUUAUUAUUAUUAUUUUAAUUUCUUCAGAAUAUUACAAAGAUGUCAUCAGUUGCAGAUUCUGACACAGGGUCACUUCAUUACAAAAAACCUCACCUCAAACGAAGAAAGAUUCUCCCUAACUAUGCUACAAUCCUGCUUAAGCAGACAGAGACCCUAUCACUGAUUAAAUUCAGUGGGGAAGUCAGAGAAACAGUGGUGAAAAUUCUUUAACAUUCACCACCUUAGCUCUCAUCUUCAACCCAUUCGGAUGGAUGAUUAUCGAAUUUAAUCCAGGUCAAGUUCUUUAUUACAGCAACUCAGACGUUUUGUUUAGUGCAAGAAACUGAGCUGCCAAUAAAUGGAUGUAAUACAAACUACACAAAUAAAAUGAACAUAUAAACAAUUACCAGAGGGCUUUUUCCCCCUUUUUCUUUUCUGUAACAGCAACAAUCUAUGUAGAAGGCAUACAUUCAACCACACCAGUUUCACUACAAAAUUAUUUGAUUUUACAUUAAAAUGAAUUACAAAUAUUUUGUACAAAGCACAUAAAAUAUUUUAGAAUCUACACAUGCAUAACUGCCAUUAAAUGUAGAUUUUGCCUUUGCUAAAGAAAUGUACUGUUAUGGGAUGUCGUUUGUAAAGUUUGGUAAAGAAUUAACAACAAUAACUUCACCUAUUUUAGCCAACCAUAUGAAGCAUUUUUUUCAAAGUCAUAUUUUUACUAUGUUGUUAAUUUGUUUAUACGUGUCAAAUGAUAUAUUUAAUUAGCAAGCUAAAUGUUUACUUGUAAAUCAAUUUUUUAGUUAGCCAUGUAAAUGUUUUAUUUGAAGUAACAUGUUUAGCUGAACAUUUAAUUAGCAGCAACAUAUGCAAACUAAAUAUUUAGUUUGCAGCUAGCUAUUUAUCACUAGGCUAAUUAUUUAAUUAGAAAGCCAAAUUUGUAGUUAGCAAGGUAAAUACUUUGCUUGAAGCUAAAUACUUAGUUUGAAGCUAAAUAUCUAGCUUGAAACUGAAUGUUUAUAAAAUAAUAAAUAACAUAGU
Messenger RNA from Poecilia reticulata (guppy), 5527 nucleotides. It is a transcript of the gene rell2, whose product is annotated as RELT like 2. NCBI's taxonomy places the organism in Eukaryota, Metazoa, Chordata, Actinopteri, Cyprinodontiformes, Poeciliidae. Gene Ontology annotation, biological process: positive regulation of cell-substrate adhesion; positive regulation of p38MAPK cascade. The record is from RefSeq and is a predicted model, not a curated record.